Lactuca virosa is the source of this 971-nucleotide messenger RNA. The record is from the annotation of a GenBank genome assembly. Lineage: Eukaryota; Viridiplantae; Streptophyta; Magnoliopsida; Asterales; Asteraceae.
AUUUUCCAAUUUCAUUACUGAACCAUAAAAUUAUUUUUAUUGAAAUAUUUAAUAUUAAAAAAUCGGAAAAGAAAAAAAAUCAAAGAGUUAAAGGCCACAGACAGGCAAAGUUUAUAUGUCAUUAAAAAGGAUUUGGUUUUUGGGAAAACAGUGUUUGUGUGUGUGGUGAGAUGAUACAGAGAUUGAGGGAUUUGGCAAUGGAGACUGCCAUUAGCCGUCGACUCGCUCCUUCCCCUAACCAUGGCCUUCUUCAAUCCAAACCAGGGGACAAAUACCUGCUUCAUAAAAAAAGCACAAAAUGGAUCACAGUUAUGACAAUGGCGCCUCCAAGGCUGGAAAAGGGUGCUGGGGUGCUAGAUAAGCCAGUAAUAGAGAAAACAACUCCUGGAAGAGAGUCUGAGUUUGACUUGAGGAAAUCAAGGAAAAUGGCACCACCAUAUCGUGUGAUGCUACACAAUGACAACUACAACAAGAGGGAAUAUGUUGUGCAAGUGUUGAUGAAGGUUAUACCUGGAAUGACAGUUGACAAUGCAGUUAAUAUCAUGCAAGAGGCACACAUCAAUGGGUUGUCUGUGGUGAUUGUGUGUGGGCAGCCAGAUGCAGAAGAGCAUUGCACACAGCUCAGAGGGAAUGGGCUUUUAAGUUCAAUUGAACCGGAUAGUGGAGGGUGUUAGAAAGGUGAGUUAGUAAGUAAAGUACAUGAUGGGUCUAGUGACUAUAGUCAGUCAUCUGUGAUUUGUAAGUACUAGGAUUAUGGUUAUAUCAAUGUCAAUAAUGAAAAAGAAUGAUAUUAUAUAUAAUGAAUAUGAUAAAAAAUAUGAUUACUAGUUGUUAUCUUGAUGUUGGGUUGGUAUCCAAAAGAUGUAUAGUAUACUUUCUUGUGCUCACGUUCUAAAGCCUUUGAUUUUCUCAUUUACAAACUCUUGUUAUUAUCAUUAAGUCAUGAAAAAUGUAUUCAUGUAGUUGAUUUA